Molecule: messenger RNA, 1053 nt
Organism: Gadus morhua (Atlantic cod)
Lineage: Eukaryota; Metazoa; Chordata; Actinopteri; Gadiformes; Gadidae
Exons: 2
Biological process (GO): DNA recombination; DNA integration
Molecular function (GO): DNA binding
Source: RefSeq, a predicted model, not a curated record
GAAGGUUUGCCUGAGACGGUUAUCAACACUAUUCAGAGUGCUCGUGCGCCUUCUACUUCUUCCCUCUAUGCGGCGAAGUGGUGCGCCUUCUCUAAUUGGUGUGAGACGAACCACGCUGUCCCAUCUCAAUGCGAGGUGGGAAGCGUGCUUUCGUUUCUGCAAAACUUAUUGGAAAAAGGUUUGGCCUUGUCCACUAUCAAGGUCUAUGCGGCAGCCGUUUCGGCUGGCCAUGCAGGCUGUGAUGGUGGACCGAUCUUCAGCCAUCCACUGGUCAAGAGAUUCUUGCGUGGGGCUAGACGGGUUAGGCCUGUUUCACGCGUGCUUACACCACGCUGGGAUCUCCCCACCGUGUUGCGCGGAUUGUCCAGGGAUCCUUACGAGCCUCUCUCCCAGGCCCCUUUGGAUGCCCUGUCAUUUAAGACGGCGCUCUUGUUGGCCUUGGUUUCUGCCAAGCGGGCCGGUGAGCUAACCGCUCUGUCUGUCAGCCCGAGUUGCUUGUUGCUAAACGAGGACAGCUCCUUCGCGUUGCUCAGACCUAAUCCUGCGUUCCUCCCGAAGAACAUUAAUAGUUCUUUUCGGUCGAGGGAUAUUGUGCUUAAGGCUUUUCACCCCCCGCCUCAUUCUAGUGAGGCGGAGGCGGAGUUGCAUCUCCUGUGCCCGGUUCGGGCGUUGGCUGUGUACGUGAAUCGCUCGGCAGCGUUCCGCUCCACACAACAGUUGUUUGUGUGUUAUAGCGACGCUAGCGGGGGCCGCGCCAUCUCUAGUCAGCGGUUUUCUCGCUGGGUAUGUGAGGGUGUUUGCCUAGCCUACUCUCGGCAGGGCUUGGCGCCACCGUUGGGCGUUAAAGCUCACUCCACACGGAGCGUGGCCGCUUCAACGGCUCUACUCGAGGGCGUUUCGGUGGAAGACAUCUGCGCGGCUGCGUCUUGGUCUUCCCCCGGCACCUUUGUCCGUUUUUACAUGUUAGACAUGUCCAGGGGCUCACUCGGCAACUCUGGCUUAUUUGUUAGAACUAUUUGCCUGGGGAAAAACGUUGGAAGUCAAGCAGCCUAG